Molecule: messenger RNA, 2006 nt
Organism: Aspergillus glaucus CBS 516.65
Lineage: Eukaryota; Fungi; Ascomycota; Eurotiomycetes; Eurotiales; Aspergillaceae
Exons: 4
Coding region: 333-2006 (557 amino acids)
Source: RefSeq, a predicted model, not a curated record
CCGUUGUCCUUUCUUUUCCUUUCUUUCAUCCUUACUCUGAUUCACUUUUUGAACUCUUUCUUUCUGAUAUUGUGUAAUUGAUGACUCGGUUAGCGGGGUGCCAGAAACGGCUCCCUGCAUCAUUUUAUGAGCAAGAGCUAACGUACAUCCCGCCCUUGUAGCAAGCCCCAUAGCACUCCGGAAGACAGACCAUCACGCCGGUGGCUCAAAUUCUACUCUGUGCUGACUCUAAGGAACAAGAGUCCGAGAUACUUACAGACAAUUUUGAUUGUGACAAUGGCGUUAGCCUUGACUGGUACUCAUCUUAUUUAUAAUCGAUCACUUUCGAAAAGAUGUACCAGCAGAGGCCUGUCGACGUUUUGAUUCCAUACAUACACCAUCCCGAGACAAUGCUCGUGGACGAGGAUGACAAUUCUCCAUUGUCCGAUCUGGGCCCAUCUGCCAAUUAUGAUCUUUUCACUUCCAAGAAUCCUGAUAUCGCUGAAAUCCGUAAUGCAUUACGGGGUAAUGGUCAAGCUGGCAUGGAAGCAGUCGACGAUGGGGGUCUUGAUCCUGUUCUCGAUGCUGAAGAGUAUUACGACGAGUUGGACGAACUGGCGCUCAAAAUAGCCAAAAUAUGUAAUUUGGACAUAAUCGUUGCGGGACUACCGAACCCCUCCUUGACGGAGUGUCUUAUGCUUCUUUGGGGUUGCAGGGACACCUUAGAGAAACUCCAACACGAACACUUCUGCGGUAGCUUCUUUAACAUGUUUGUCGAGGAUGAAGGACGUGGUGUAGCGGACACAGUCUACAUCUCCACCGUGGAGAUCAACUCUCUUAUUCGGUACAUCCAAGAGCAGGUACCUGAUAGCAAAAAUGAGCUGAACAGAAUCUUGGUGUGUCUCGGCCAGAAAAUGCGCUUCCCCGCAGAAAAUGCGCUCGAAUCUAUUUGCAAGGCUUUAGCGCUUGGGUUGGUCUCCUUCGCUGUCUCUCACGUCAACCGCUUCGAUGUCGAAACGUUCCGUAAAGAAAUCGGCACCUUCAAUAUGGGCUCAUGUGCUACUUUUGCACUCCGAGAGCUAGCUUGUCUAGGGCGUAACACUUCCACGGCGAAGCUGAAGAUUUCGAUGGACGUGGACGAUUUCAGUUUCCUAUGGGGGCCUAUUUGGUUAGUCGACUCGAUGAUUAGAACGGAAAGGGGGUUCAUCGUGGCAGUAGAGCCAAGUAACAAUUGCAAGAAGGAAGAAAUUGAAUGCCAUUUUGGCACCGAAAUUCCUCACUGUCACAUUCGGAAAACCUUAUCUGCCACAUCCAGGAUAUUAAUCGGAAGCAACCAUCAUAUCUACACAGUCAAUCGAGACUGCCUUACGACCGUUGAAAGCGUCGAAGACUGGGUGGCUAGUGAGCUGCAAUUACUGGGUACGUCUGCCUCGGGAUACGAUUCCGGUGGGUACACGCUCGGAGCAAAUGCCGGUAAGUACGCCACGGCGACUCUCAACAAGAGCUGGAAAAAGAGGCCCGGCCGAACCCAGAAGGAUGUACUGUUCGACCCAUUCAAACUUGACUCAACAGACUCACUCCCGCAUUUAAAGCUCAAAGUGGGUUUGGAGGUUUCGAUUUGUACUGGGAAUGCUACCCGUACGACAUUGUGGGACGCAUUGUGUCUGUCUUUUAUCGAUACAACAAAGACGGGUUGGUGCUGUGCAAUCAUCCCAUCGGGGAUGUUGAUUGUGUGGCUAGUUGCUGGGACCGAUAAGUUGAAAACUCGUCUAACACUGUUUAUUCGAGGCCUCGUGUCUUGGAUAGGCGAUCUUUACGAAAGAAGGCUGUGGAGGCUCUUACGCUACUGUCAGAUACGGGUGUUGGUCCAGAUGGUGUUCUACGGGUAUGGUGGCCAUACUCGGAUAAACAGUUCGUCUACGAAAUCCAAAAAAGACGAGUCCGUGGUCACGCAUGUUGAAAGAUACUCACAUGAGGUCGACUUGGGCCGUUGGGUCUAUGAAAUGUCUGGGAUUUCAGAUGGAUGA